This is a messenger RNA of Oncorhynchus nerka (sockeye salmon), 7955 nucleotides long. RefSeq names its product contactin-associated protein-like 2. The record is from RefSeq and is a predicted model, not a curated record. NCBI's taxonomy places the organism in Eukaryota, Metazoa, Chordata, Actinopteri, Salmoniformes, Salmonidae. The coding region runs from base 341 to 4285 and encodes 1314 amino acids. The transcript is spliced from 25 exons.
UAAUUAGCAAGCGAGUAUUCCUCAAUGCAGUUAGAGCUAAUGGGGCAGUGCACUGAAAAAACAUGGUUCGUGAGGAUAUUCUUUGAAAAAGAGGACCGUUUUUGUCAAGUGUUUAGUUUUUCUGGGUGACACUAGAGGUAGCGAAUAAUGCGCACCAGCGUGUAAGCGAGCCAUUGCUUGGUAGCAGCCACUUUCUAUAUAGCUAAUAAAGCCCUAUCUGGAUAGCUGUCUUCAGCUUGCUUCUGCCUAGAGAGGCGGGUUACUUACUAUACGAAGCAUCCAUAGGCAACGGAAAACAACAACUUGACACAAUUUUCUUUGUUUCAAGGUCUAAUUGAAGAUGCUUCCUGGACCGGAGCUAACAUUACUGCUCUGGAUCUUCAGUUGCAUCAGCAGCCUCAGCUCAGCAUCUUCAACAUCCAGGAAAUGUGAUGAAGUGUUGGCCACACCACUCUCUCACACAGCUUUUACCAGCUCCUCAGUGUACUCUGGUGGAUAUGGGGCUGGAUACGCAAAGCUCAACAGGAGAGGAGGUGCUGGAGGCUGGUCUCCGGGGGACACUGACCGUUACCAGUGGCUGCAGGUGGACCUGGGCACCAGGAAGCAAGUCACCUUCAUUGCCACACAGGGCCGGUACAGCAGCUCUGAUUGGACAACCCAGUACAGACUCCUCUACAGUGAUACAGGAAAGAACUGGAGACCGUAUCGGCAAGAUGGCAACAUAUGGGCAUUUUCAGGCAACUCCAACAGCGAGAGUGUGGUCCGCCAUGAUCUGCAGCAUGCAAUCAUAACACGCUACGUCCGCAUCAUCCCACUUGAGUGGAGCGAGGAGGGGAGGAUCGGCUUGAGAGUGGAAGUCUAUGGCUGUUCUUACUGGGCGGAUGUGAUCAACUUCGAAGGCCAGGGUGUGAUAUCCUACCGCUUCAAGAUGAAGAAGAUGAAGAUCUUGAAGGAUGUCAUCUCCCUGAAGUUUAAAACCACGGCCAGUAACGGUGUGCUCCUGCAUGGGGAGGGACAGCAGGGAGACUAUAUCAGCCUGGAGCUGAAGAGAUCCAAACUACUGCUCAUGAUCAACCUGGGCAGCAAUCAGUAUGGUUCCAUCCUCGGGCACACCUCCGUGACAAGCGGAAGUUUAUUGGAUGAUGACCACUGGCACUCCGUAAUUAUCGAGCGUUACCGACGGAAUGUCAACUUUACCCUGGAUCGCCACACGCAGCACUUCCGCACCAACGGGGAAUUUGAUCAUCUUGACCUGGACUAUGAGAUCAGUUUUGGAGGCAUGCCCUUCUCUGCCAAGCCCAGCUCGGGAGGCAGGGAGAACUUUGUUGGCUGCAUGGAGGGCAUCACCUACAACGGAGAUAACAUUACCAACCUGGUCAAGAGGAAGAAAAUUGAUACUUCAAGUUUUAGGAACCUGACGUUCUCCUGCAGUGAGACACACUCCUUCCCCUUGUUCUUCAACACCACCAGCUUCCUGCGUCUUCCGGGGCUGUCGGACAGUGACACCCUGUCGGUCAGCCUGUCCUUCCGAACAUGGAACCCCAGCGGUCUGCUCCUCUACACGGCCCUGGCCGACGGUGUGGUGGAGGUGGGCCUCACCGAGGGGAAGGUCACUGUCUACAUCAACGUUACCCAGAAGAAGAACAUGCGCAUAGACAUCUCCUCAGGUUCGGGGCUCAACGACGGCCAGUGGCAUAACGUCUAUCUCCAUGCUCUGGAGAACUGCGCCAUGCUGACCAUCGAUGGUGACGAGGCGUCCACGGUCAGAACGGUCAUUCCCAUUCAGAUUAGAACAGGGGGCCAAUACUACUUUGGAGGCUACUUCCUGCGUACCAACACUCCCCCUGCCCAGCGCUCCUUCCAGGGCUGCAUGCAACUGAUCCACGUGGACGACCAGCUAGCUGACCUGGUGGCGGUAGAGCAAGGCAACAUGGGAACCUUUGAGAAUGUCAGCCUGGAUAUGUGUGCCAUCAUAGACAGAUGUGUCCCUAACCACUGUGAACAUAGAGGCCGCUGCUCUCAGACCUGGGAUAGUUUCAGCUGCUCCUGUAACGGGACAGGAUAUACCGGGGCUACAUGCCAUACCUCCGUGUAUGAACAGUCCUGUGAGGAAUACAAACACCUUGGUAAAACAUCUGGCACGUACUGGAUCGACCCUGAUGGGAGUGGUCCUGUUGGCCCCUUCAAAGUCAACUGCAACAUGACUGAGGACAAGGUCUGGACGACAGUGAGAAACAACCUGUCUCCCCAGACUUCAGUGACUGGCUCAGACCUGGAGGGGAAGGCUGUGCUGCAGCUCAAUUACAACAUGUCCACAGAGCAGGUGACAGCCAUCAUGGGCAGUGCGGAGUACUGUGAACAGCAUGUUGCCUACGCCUGCCGAAUGUCUCGACUGCUCAAUACGCCAGAGGGAUCUCCAUUGACAUGGUGGGUUGGCAGGGCCAAUGAGAGGCAUUUUUACUGGGGUGGUUCAGGCCCAGGGAUCCAGAAGUGUGCCUGUGGAAUCGAGAGGAACUGCACCAACCCCAAGUACUACUGCAACUGUGACGCUGACCAAACGCGCUGGAGAGAGGACGCUGGUCUUCUGGUGUAUAAAGACCAUUUGCCUGUGAGUCAGGUGGUGGUUGGUGACACUAAUCGUGCUGGCUCGGAGGCUAAAUUGACUGUGGGUCCACUGCGUUGUCAAGGAGAUGGUAACUACUGGAACGCAGCAUCCUUCAACACGCCUGGAUCCUACCUGCACUUCCCUACCUUCCAAGGAGAGACCAGUGCUGACAUCUCUUUCUAUUUCAAGACUUCCUCCUCUUAUGGCGUCUUUCUGGAGAACCUUGGCAACGCUGACUUCAUCCGCCUGGAACUAAAAGCUGCCACGCUUGUGUCCUUCUCCUUUGAUGUGGGCAACGGUCUGGUGGAGCUGAGUGUGAGGUCGUCCACUCCUCUUAAUGAUGACCAGUGGCACAGGGUGGUGGCUGAGCGCAAUGUGAAGGAAGCUGUGCUGCAGCUGGAUGGGCACUACAAGGAGGUUCGCCCUGCACCCCCACAGGGUCACACCCGCCUGGAGCUAUACAGCCAGCUCUACGUGGGUGCAUCGGGUGGCCAGAGGGGGUUCCUAGGAUGUAUCCGUGCCCUGAAGAUGAACGGUGUGACCCUUGACCUGGAAGAGAGGGCGAAGGUCACCCCAGGGGUUAAGCCUGGCUGCUCUGGCCACUGCACCAGCUACGGGCAGCACUGCAGAAACGGUGGCCAGUGCAUGGAGAAAUACAACGGUUACUCAUGUGACUGCACCUUAACGGCGUAUGACGGGCCCUUCUGCACUGAAGAUGUGGGCGGCUACUUCGAGAGUGGAACACUCGUUCGUUACGACUUCCUUCCCGAGAGGGGCCUUCCAGCUAUCAGGGAUGUGAAGAGCCUGUCUCCCUUGCUGCCCACGGAGGGCAACCUGACCCAGGAGGAGCUGGUGUUCAGCUUCAGCACCUCCAACGCCCCGAGCAUCCUGGUGUACAUCAGCUCUAGGACUCAGGACUACCUGGCUGUGGUGCUCAGAAACAAUGGAACACUUCAGAUCCGCUACAGCCUGGGAGGCCUGAGGGAGCCGUUCACCAUCGACCUGGACCAGCGCAACAUGGCCAACGGGCAGCCCCACCACAUCAACAUCUCCAGGCAGGAGAGGAACGUAUGGCUGCAGUUGGAUCAUUACCCCCCAGUCAGCUACACUCUGCCUGAUGACUCUGACACUCAGUUCAACCUGGUCAAGACCAUAUUCUUGGGGAAAGUCUUUGAAACUGGCCAGAUUGACCCAGUCCUCAUAGAGAAGUACAACACUCCAGGGUUUGUGGGCUGUCUGUCCAGAGUUCAUUUCAACAACAUCGCUCCUCUGAAGGCAGCACUGAGGUCUGGCAUCGUCGCCCCGGUGACCACCCAGGGCAUUCUAGUGGAGUCAAACUGUGGGGCGUCUCCUCUCACGAUCUCACCAAUGGCUGCUGCCAACGAUCCCUGGCACAUGGACUCAGCUGGUGCUGUAUUCCCAUUCAAUGAGGAAAGAGUCAGCCGGGAUGGAGUUGAUCAGAACUCUGCAGUUAUCGGAGGUAUCAUUGCUGUGGUCAUCUUCACCAUCCUCUGCACCCUGGUGUUCCUGAUUCGCCAUAUGUUCCGUCACAAGGGCUCCUACCACACCAACGAGGCCAAAGGGGCAGAGUCUGCGGACUGUGCCGAUGCAGCCAUCAUUGUCAAUGACCCCGCCUUCACAGAAACCAUCGAUGAGAGCAAGAAGGAGUGGUUCAUCUAAUUGGACAUUCACAUUUUGGUACUGGGCAGAGGUGUGCCCAUUGCUCUUCGCUGUGUGAAGGCAAGGCUUUCUUUGAUGAGGGAUGAAUGAUGUGUCAUUGUGGACUAGGGAGAUGUCCCCUUGGACUAGAUGUGUGCUUUGGCUGGCUUGUCUAUAAUGUAUUUACAUUGAGUGAGGAGUUUUGUCAACAUGAUAUCAGUCAUUCACAUGGAGCCAUUAUUUCAAUUACUGCAUCCACUGAACUGAGAAUGGGGGGAGAUUAAAUUAUAUAACUUUUUAAUUUAUUUUUGCAUUACAGUUGAUAUGUCUUAAUGAUUUGAGCUUUGAUUGUAGAGAUGUUUAUGCCUGCAUUUAGUGGGUCAAGCACAAACUGUAUACUUAUUUCCUUUGCUGCCAAAUGAGACAAGACUAUUCCUACACAGUUUAAAAAACACAAAACUAAGGUUUAUGUCAGACAUUGACAUUGUAUUGUAAUGUGCUAAUUUGAUUGCACUGCAGUCCUUUGUGUAUAAUACAAUGGCAUGCUUCAAGAUUAUGGCAUCCCUUCAUUGCACCAUUCCACACAGUAGCACUUGUAUUUCCUCACAAAUGUGUCUUAUCUCGCCAAAUUUCUUUUGUACCAAAUUAUUCAGCGUGCUUUAUCUGUUUUGCCCAGUCUUGCUACGUGAUGGUUCUUCCUGGAAAGAUUGUAAUCUGGUAUGAGAUGACAGGUUCACAUUUGGGGACAUUUGUAAGGGAAUUGCUAUGAUAUUGUUAUGAAAAGGUUUAUAGCACAAACAAGCAUAUCAGUUAUAGAAAUGACAAUAUCUGGCUUAACCCAAUGUGCCUUCAGGGUUCAGCCACUUAGCCUUCUGUUUUAGACUAUUUCAUUGUGGGCCCACUGACUGUCCCUUGAAACACUAAGGCCAAUAGGGAUGUAUUUAUGAUGGUUGCUAUUUGCUAAAAGGAAAAUGAAAGAACAUGGCUUAAGUUCAGCUGUCCCCAUGGACAGUGAUACACUACAGUCAUGGUCAAAAGUUGAGAAUGACAUUAAUUUUCACAGUUUGCUGCUUCAGUGUCUUUAGAUAUUUUUUGGCAGAUGGAAUACUGAAGUAUAAUUACAAGGGUCAAAGGCUUUUAUUGACAAUUACAUGAAGUUGAUGCAAAGAAUCAAUAUUUGCAGUGUUGACCCUUCUUUUUCAAGACCUCUGCAAUCCGCCCUGGUAUGCUGUUAAUUAACUUCGGGGCCACAUCCUGACUGAUGGCAGCCCAUUCUUGCAUAAUCAAUGCUUGGAGUUUGUCAGAAUUUGUGGGUAUUGUUUGUCCACCCACCUCUUGAGGAUUGACCACAAGUUCUCAAUGGGAUUAAGGUCUGGGGAGUUUCCUGGCCAUGGACCCAAAAUAUCUAUGUUUUGUUCCCUGAGCCACUUGGUUAUCACUUUUGCCUUUAUGGCAAGGUGCUCCAUCAUGCUGGAAAAGGCAUUGUUCAUCGCCAAACUGUUCCUGGAUGGUUGGGAGAAGUUGAUCUCGGAGGAUGUGUUGGUACCAUUCUUUAUUCAUGGCUGUGUUUUUAGGCAAAAUUGUGAGUGAGCCCACUCCCUUGGCUGAGAAGCAACCCCACACAGGGAUGGUCUCAGGAUGCUUUACUGUUGGCAUGACACAGGACUGAUGGUAGCGCUCACCUUGUCUUCUCCGGACAAGCUUUUUUCCGGAUGCUCCAAACAAUCGGAAAAGGGAUUCAUCAGAGAAAAUGACUUUACCCCAGUCAACAGCUGUCCAAUCCCUGUACAUUUAGCAUAAUAUCAGUCUGUCCCUGAUGUUUUUCCUGGAGAGAAGUGGCUUCUUUGCUGCCCUUCUUGACACCAGGCCAUCCUCAAAGUCUUCACCUCACUGUGCGUGCAGAUGCACUCACACCUGCCUGCUGCCAAUUCCUGAGCAAGCUCUGUACAGGUGGUGCCCUGAUCCUGCAGCUGAAUCAACUUUAGGAGACGGUCCUGGCGCUUGCUGGACUUUCUUGGGCGCCCUGAAGCCUUCUUCACAACAAUUUAAACCGUUCUCCUUGAAGUUCUUGAUGAUCAGAUGAAUGGUUGAUUUAGGUACAAUCUUACUGGCAGCAAUAUCCUUGCCUGUGAAGCCAUUUUUGUGCAAAGCAAUGACGGCACAUGUUUCUUUGCAGGUAACCAUGGUUGGCAGAGGAAGAACAAUGAUUCCAAGCACCACCCUUUUGAAGCUUCCAGUCUGUUAUUCGAACUCAAUCAGCAUGACAUAUUGAUCUCCAGCCUUGUCCUCGUCAACACUCACACCUGUGUUAACGAGAGAAUCACUGACAUGAUGUCAGCUGGUCCUUUUGUGGCAGGGCUGAAAUGCAGUGGAAAUUUUUGGGGGGCUUUGCAAUUGAUUGCAAUUCAUCUGAUCACUCUUCAUAACAUUCUGGAGUAUCUGCAAAUUGCCCUCAUACAAACUGAGGCAGCAGACUUUGAAAAUGAAUGUGUCAUUCUUAACUUUUGGCCACAACUGUAUACACGCUCUUAAUACCUGAACUUGUAUGGCUUUGUUGGCAUCAUGUGGUACUAUAUGUAAUAUUUUACUGUAUAUGAUUGUUAGAGUACAGUGAGGUUUAAUGUCUACUAAUUUUUAAUUUCCUUAUUUUCAGAAUACCCCACAAUAUUAAACGGUUCUCUCUUACAAGUGCCAACAAGACUCAAGUAUGCUUUCUAUGUCAGCCUUUCCCACGUUAAGAUGCUCAUAUUCACAUCAUGUGGGUUGAGUAUUUAGAGUGGCAUAACACAGACAACACAGUGUGUGCGCAGAAGACAAGAACUGGGGGAUUAGAGAAGCUAAGGGGAAUGUAGACAGCAUGAGAGAGAGUAAUGAAAACCUUUGCAAUGAACAUGAAAUUAUUAGCGGUUACUGCUGAAGGCUGUAACAGCAUUCUGCAAACUGAAGGCAUUCCUCCUUACAUGUCAGCAUUCCACAUGCCCACAGCAAUUUUGCACCACUUAUUAUUUGGUAAUUGCUUCAUUGUUUGUUGAUAUUUUGUCAUGUAGGCUAUUAUGAAUCAACACAAAACCCUCUGCAUCUCACAAGGGUACAGUUUGGCUUAUUGUGCUUCAGAUAGUUUUGCUCAUUUGAAUAUCACAAACUAUAUGUGGUAAUAGUCAAGUUGCAACUGUAUCAAAGCUUACUAUUUUGUAAGCUAAAAUAAUCAGAGGACAAUUACUGUAGAGCAACACUAUGACAAAGCAUGAGCUCACAUCAGACUAACACUUCAAUAUUAUAGCAUACUGAUAAUGGAUAAUACACUUUAUUUAUGUUGCUGAUAACCACUUGUCAAAUGAACAAUUGGCGUUUUAUUAUUUUUUUUACUUUCAUUAGCAGCAUGAUAUGUAAACUAAAACAGUACCACAUUGCAGUACAAUAUAUUUUACAUGAAUUACUUGGAAAUAUUUUGUAUGUUUGAGGGAUGAUGUGCAAAAGCCUUUUUAUAAUAUUUUAAUUUUUCAUUACAAUUAAAUGGCAGUUCUCUUUAAUUCUGUGUGAAAAACAAAUUGUAAAAAAUGGUCUUUUACAGUGGCUUAAGAUUAUGUCCCCCAAAAUGCAUUUAAUUUGUUACUUAUGUUCAGUAUUGUAUGUUAGGCUUGAGAUUGCAUACGUAAUGUGAUUUUGUCUUAAUAUAAAUCAUUAAACAAGC